Messenger RNA from Ailuropoda melanoleuca (giant panda), 3633 nucleotides. Its product is annotated as calcium release-activated calcium channel protein 1. Gene Ontology annotation, cellular component: membrane. Bases 275 to 1186 code for a protein of 303 amino acids. Gene Ontology annotation, molecular function: store-operated calcium channel activity. NCBI's taxonomy places the organism in Eukaryota, Metazoa, Chordata, Mammalia, Carnivora, Ursidae. Gene Ontology annotation, biological process: store-operated calcium entry. The record is from RefSeq and is a predicted model, not a curated record. The transcript is spliced from 2 exons.
GGAGAGUCCGGGCCACGGAUCUUGGACGCUGGCUAGCGCGCAGGCUCGCGUCGGGGCGGCCCCGGGCUUUUGCAAGCGGCGCGGCGGGCCUGCGAGCUGGGGCUGCAGCCGCUUCCUCGACCUCCUUCUCGUCCUCGGCGGCCGGCCGAGUAAGGCCCGGCCCGCGCGGGGGGCAGGCGGCGGCUGCCUCAGGCGGAGGCGGAGGUGCGGCGGAGGGUGGGGGCCGCUGCCUUCGCAGGAGCCCGCGCCGGCCCGCGCCUUUGCACCGUGCUCCAUGCAUCCGGAGCCCGCCCCGCCCCCGAACAGCAACAGCCCGGAGCUUCCCCUCAGCGGCGGCAGCACCACCAGCGGCAGCCGCCGGAGCCGCCGCCGCAGCGGGGACGGGGAGCCCCCGGGGUCGCCGCCACCGCCAGCCGCCGUCACCUACCCGGACUGGAUCGGGCAGAGUUACUCCGAGGUGAUGAGCCUCAACGAGCACUCGAUGCAGGCGCUGUCCUGGCGCAAGCUCUACUUGAGCCGCGCCAAGCUCAAAGCCUCCAGCCGGACCUCUGCUCUGCUCUCUGGCUUCGCAAUGGUGGCGAUGGUGGAGGUGCAGCUGGACGCCGACCAUGACUACCCGCCAGGGCUGCUCAUCGCCUUCAGCGCCUGCACCACAGUCCUCGUGGCCGUGCACCUGUUUGCCCUCAUGAUCAGCACCUGCAUCUUGCCCAACAUCGAGGCCGUGAGCAACGUGCACAACCUCAACUCAGUCAAGGAGUCGCCCCACGAGCGCAUGCACCGCCACAUCGAGCUAGCCUGGGCCUUCUCCACCGUCAUCGGCACGCUGCUUUUCCUGGCCGAGGUUGUGCUGCUUUGCUGGGUCAAGUUCUUGCCCCUCAAGAAGCAGCCGGGGCAGCCCCGGCCCACCAGCAAGCCCACGCCUGGUGGGGCAGUGGCCAGCGUCAACGGCAGCAGCGCGGGCGGCAUCACCCCGGGCCAGGCCGCCGCCAUCGCCUCCACCACCAUCAUGGUCCCCUUCGGCCUGGUCUUUAUCGUCUUUGCCGUCCACUUCUACCGCUCACUGGUCAGCCAUAAGACGGACCGACAGUUCCAGGAGCUCAACGAGCUGGCCGAGUUUGCCCGCCUGCAGGACCAGCUGGACCACAGAGGGGAUCACCCCCUGACGCCCGCCGGUCACUAUGCGUAAGCCCUUCUGGGCUCGGGCACUUCAGAUCUCUGGCCUUAAGCCGCUCCCCACGACCUCGUCCUGCCCCAGCCUCAAGGACAGCCAGCUCAGGGGACUGGGAUUUUGUCAGGGGGCAGAGAGUGGAGGGAAGAGGCUUUUUUUUUUUUUUAAGAGAAACGACUGCACUUUGAAACUUUCCUCUGAGAGAAUAAGCACUUCCUGUUCUUCCAGCUUCAGGUUCACCUCCUGGUAGGAGGCCACCGGCGGGAGCCAGAGUGGGGACAAAUGCUCCCUUUGUCCCUCCUCCUCCCGUGUGCCUGUGCCACUUGGAUGCUUCUUGUCUUUUCUGUCUUGACCCCCCUUCCCGUUCAGUGUCGUGUGUGUGUGUGUGUGUGUGUGUGUGUGCGCACAUGUACAAGCGUAUGUGCACACACAUAAAUAUACUCAUAAGGGACACCUCUUGUGUGUGUAUUUGUUGGGUCUGGACUGGUGCCCCAAUCCAGUGAGGCUCUAAGCAAAAAAAAAUUUUAAUGUUUGAUUUUGAAAUUUUUCAAACCUAUGAAAAAUUUACAUGAAUAGUAACUGAAAUAUCCAGACAGUCAAUUCUUGUUAUUCACAGCAGUGGUGUUCUAUGAAUCAGUGGGUAUCGAACCACUGCUCCUGUGGGGUUAGGUUCCUACGAGCGUUUGGUCAGGAUAUUCUGCCAGGCGUUCACUAGGUAACCUUGUUUUAUGUGUUUCUGUUUUUGUUUUGUUUUAAUUUUUAAGUAAUCUCUGCACACAGCGUGGGGCUCAGACUCACACCCCUGAGAUUGAGAGCUGCGUGCUCUACCGACUGAGCCAGCCAGGCACCCCAUGUGCAUUUCUGUUUAAAGACACCUUAUUUAACACAGUUGUUGGUUCAUGAGCGAUGAACUCAACUCAUGGCUGACAGCACAGUAACUUGUACCUAAAUGAAGCUUUUCCAAAAGGCAUUUUCUCUGUAAGGCACAUCACUGCCUUCUUUUUAAAUAUUUUAUUUUUUUAAAGUGAUUUCUGCACCCAGUGUGGGGUCGAACUCACAACCCUGAGACCAAGAGUCGCAUGCUCCACGGACUGAGCCAGCCUGGUGCCCCGCUGCCUUCUUUUAUAGCAGAAUCCCUGGGGUGCCUGGCUGGCUCAGUCCGUGGAGCGUACGACUCCUGGUCUCGGAGUCGUGAGUUCAAGCCCCAUGUUGGGCAUGGAGCCUCCUUAAAAUAAAAAUUAAAAAUAAAAAAACAAAACAAAAGUAAAAUCUCCAACAGAGAGCACGAAAUGUGAAAAACAUGGCCCUGAAUAGAAGGUGAAAGGACACGUGCUUAGGAAGGCUGAGACAAGAGGGCAGAGUGGGGCCUGUUUGACCUCGGCGAGGAAGAGAUUCGCAAAUACUAAAGCUGUGAACGAGGAGGAUGAGCUGUACCUUUCUCUUCUGAGGCACGUGCGUUAGUUGCAGAUAUCAUCCUUCAUGCCUAACUACUUCCUCCUAAAGCCAAGGACAUUCUCCCUAGCCUCAAUUCACUAAUCAGAUUCAGGGAUUUGACAUUGAUGCAGUACUGUUUAAUAGGGCGUUCAUGUUCAGUUCUCCCCUUGUCCUGAUCAUGUCCUUUCUAGCCUUCAGGGUCAUGUGUUGCAUUCACUUGUCACAUCUCUUUAGUUGCUUUAAAUUUGGAGCCGUCUUUUCUUGCCUUUCUCACAUUGACAUUUUUGGAGUCCAGGCCUGUGGUUUUGUAGAAUGCCACCUCGGUCCGGUUUCCCCAAUACUUGCCCACUAUUACAAUCAGGAUGUGUGUCUUGGCAGGAAUAUUUAUCUCUGUUUUGCAGACGGCAAAAAUUGAUGCCCAAAGAGGUUAAGUAAUUGGCCAGAAUUCGAACCUGGAAAGUCUGGCUCAGAGCCCAGGCUCUCACAAAAAUCUUAUAUGCUGAUUCUGUUUUUGCUUAAGAAAUUGGAAGAUCCAGCAGCAGCAGCACGGGUCCCACCUUCUCACAGAGCAGCAGGGAGGAGGAGCAGAGUUGCAGCCACCCUCUUCCCCAGGAGAUGUGUUUGCUACAGUCCCCACCAUUCCCUCUUGUCUCACACCAGGCCAGCUUUGUUUAUUACUUACCUGGCCCUCCACGGUCCCAGGAAGCCAGUACAGAAUGUGGUUUUAUAAAAAACAAAGUCCUUUGACUGAAGUGAAAGUUUCUUGGGGGAAAGUGUGGACUUAAGUUCUUGUCCUUCUAUGCAAACUCAGACAUGCUAAUAGCAGCUUUGUGGGCUGAGUGGGGCAGAGGACCCUCCUUUUUCCUAUUGUAGCUUUUUGCCUCUAUCCUGCGUCACAUGCACUAGGACCCACCCUCCCCAGUCCCUGGACAGCCCCAGACUGGGACUGAGUAAUGCGGAGCAGGGGCCCCUGUGUGAAAUCUCCAUUGCUCCCCAGAGAAGACUUGGCCAUCUUCCAUCCAUUCCCCUCC